Molecule: messenger RNA, 6287 nt
Organism: Felis catus (domestic cat)
Lineage: Eukaryota; Metazoa; Chordata; Mammalia; Carnivora; Felidae
Gene: LRTM2
Product: leucine rich repeats and transmembrane domains 2
Exons: 5
Coding region: 3085-4197 (370 amino acids)
Cellular component (GO): plasma membrane
Molecular function (GO): protein binding
Source: RefSeq, a predicted model, not a curated record
AUUAUGUUUGCAGGCAGGCACGGAACUAGUGGUGAAGAGAAAUCCAAGCAAAGGGGCCAUGGGAAUGUGCAGCACUGGCCUCUCUGGGCUGCCACCCCCAGUGGGUUAUUAAGAGACCCCCUCUUUUCUGUGCGUGAUUGGUCCUUGUUUCAGAGACAGACGUUGGACCCCAGGUCCCACUACAACCUGACAGAGGCAGAGAAAUGAUGCUCCUUCCUCCUGCCCCUAGCCGUGCCUGUUUUUCUCCCUCCUCUGGCCUCCUCCUGCCUUUCCUCUCUCCCCUGCUUCUGCACAAGGAUCUCUCCUCCACAAUGAUCUUGUGUCUUCCUCUGAAGCAGCUUUUCUUUAACAUUCCCUUGACUGUCAGACAACCUAACAAAAAGCCUCAAUAAGACCACAGGCAGCAGAUGGCUUAUCAAGAUGUACCUAUCUGCUCGGGGUCCUGGCUGUCACCUCAGUGCUGCUUUGUCAUUACAGAUGGCAAAACAAAGCAGCUGUGCACACACACACACACACACACACACACACAGAAAUGAUCCCUGUUGGGAGCCAUUCUUCCAGCACCUCCACACUUUACCCCCUAGCUCUCAUAGCUACUUUGUCCUUCCCCCCUCUCUGCCUUGAUAACUCAGCCUGGAGAGCGUUUAACUGAUCAAGAGCUGUGAGAUUAGGAGGGGCCCAUCUUUUACCCUACAGGCUGGUUUUCCAGCAGAUGCUCAAGGUCAUAGAGUGCCAGUAACAGAAGGGAGACCCAAGAUCUCAAUCAUUCUCCCUCCUCAUUCUAUAGAGCAGGAAAAUAAGGCCCAGGGCUGUCAGGUUCAUUAACUAGCUAAUAGCUAGUUAAUGAGCAGCAGAGUCUAGACUCCGGGUCUCCUGAUGCCUAGGCUUGGGCUCUUUCUUCCCUUCUAGCCCUGAUUCAGCUGACAAGAAUGUACUGGGGUGUGGGAGAGGCAGAGUCCAUUUUCUGAUACAGCUCAUAGUAUAUGAAAGAAGAUAAGCCAUCCCACAGAAAGCUGCUGUACAUUUUCUGUGAUAUGAACCGCAAGGGUGCCCCAAAGAAAGGCCAUAGAUUGGAGAAGGUCAAGUCUGUGGACCGUACAGGGAAACUUGGUAAAGGUGGUGACUUUCUGGCUGAGCUUUUAAGAAGGGGGAGGCUACCCAUGGGGACGGAGGGUGUUUCAGACUCAGGGAAGAAGCUGGGAGAGCCAAGAUCUGUUUAGAGGUAAGUGGGUGCAGUUAGCCUGAAGGAUAGGAUGCACUUGACCUCUGUGUAGGUGAAUUCCCAGGUAGAAGAUGCCCUCUUUCCUCCUGGAACAGUGGUCUGAGCCUCUGCUGCUGUGUUGUGCAGCAGGGCAGACAGAAAAGAUGGUGCAGGAGCAUCUGUCAGAGGCAUCUUGGGGGUUUCUCGACCUGACCCUCACCUCUACCCCAGUCCUGAUGGUGAAUCCCCCAAGGAACACAGGUAAAGUGGAAGAGGGACACCGGGAUACCCCUGACAUAUAUUAUCAAUGUGCCAUGCCACCUGCUUGUCAGGCAGAUUUUAAGAGAUGCAAGGAAGGGUCACUUAGGGGUCUGUGCCCCAGGCUGGGACUCCUCCUCUGGCUUAGUUGCUGGUGUCUUUUGCCUUUGGAUCAGACACUUGCCAUCUCUUGGAAUAUCAAUUUCCUCAACUUCUUUGUCCUGAUUGGUUAGCAACGAGGCCUCUGAGUUCUUGAAUACCAGUCUCUUCCCUUCUGCAAGCCUACCUCAUCUAGAUAAGAACAAGGAGCCUAAAGAAGCCAAGUCAGAUGGGGCGGGGCUGCAUUUACCCCUGGUUCCUCCAGGGCUCACCCCAGGGCACUACAGACAACCUGUCAACCAGCUCCAGUCCCCUUAGCUCCCAGCCUGUCAGCCUUGGCAUUUUACUUCCUUAAAUAGCCCUGGUCUGGGGUCACUGAAGCUCAGUGAUCUAUGUGUGACCAUGACACUAGCUCUGUGUGGCUCAGGGCCCCUUUCUGGAGGACUGCCAGGCAUAUGGGCUGUCCUUUGCACCCCUCCAAUGACCCUCUCUGGAAUAAAUCACCCUUUGACCGAGAAAAGGGUUUAGUUUUUCCUUUUCCACAGGCAGGAUGGAAGAUACUACCCUGCAGAUCUCUGAACGGGAGACAGACCCAGCCUCCUAGGGGCCUCUCUGCCCUCUGGGUCCUGGCCCUCUUUCUCCAAAGGGAAGGGGAGAGACAGGAGAGGGGGGCUGCGGUCGGGGCAGGGAGAGCUUGGAGGACAUUGGGGAAGGAAGAUGGAGGUACAGGGUACAAGGGCUUUCAACAGCUUUCCUCCUUUCGAGUUGGAAGCGGUUAAUCCAUAGGUGCUUUUUUCCACCGAAAUGUGAGCAUUUCAAGGGUGAGCGCUGCCCUCUGGCCGCAAGCGCCUCCGGUGUGUGUGCGCCUGUGCGCGCGGCGCCUGUGUGUGCUACUGUCGCUGUCAUCACAGAUGUACCCCCAGCUGUCACUCCAUUGCUCCGUCUCUUCGCUCGCGCGCACACGCGCGCGCUCCCCUCCUCUCCCUUUCUUCCCCUUUCCUAUCGGUUUCCCUCUGUCCCUCCCUCUUUCCUUCUCAGUUUGCUAUUGACCCAGCAGCCCCGUCCCCCUGGCAGCUGCGGCAGGCAUUCCUUCUCCCCCGUGCUGUGCGCUGCGUGCCAGGUCCCUGCUCCCGGCCGGGCGACUGGAGACUCAGUGCCCCCAGCGCUCCGCUGGGCAGUGCUGUCUGGAUUUCUCCAGGAAUCCCAGGAGGGACUCGCCGGACGGCUAAGAGCUACUUGAUUUAAGGAGCUUGCGGUCAGGGUGAAGAAAGACAGCUGCUGCAUGAACUCCCUGAGCUGAUGAGUCUUAUUAUAGCCCAGCGGGCGGAAGACAGAGCACUGCACCUCACCUCUCAGGCAAAGGUGGAGGGGAAGCAGGAGGCCAUCCGGCAGCAAGAGCGAGGCCCAGGCUGCACACCUGACUCAGCAGCAGACUCUGCCUCCUCGGGGGCCAUGGACUGACAGCACACACCGAGAGGCUCCUCUCUCCCCAGAGGUUCAGGGCCUUGAGAGCUGUGGCAUUCACCAUGCUGGCCCGGGGCAGUGGCCCCGAGCAAAGGACCGGGCUUGCCGUGCUGUGGAGGCAGAUUUACUGGAUCACCUGCUGGAUCACCCUGUAUGCUGUGGAGGCCCUCCCCGCCUGCCCCUUCUCCUGUAAGUGUGACAGCCGCAGCCUGGAGGUGGACUGCAGUGGCUUAGGCCUCACCAUGGUGCCCCCGGACUUGCCGGCUGCCACCCGAACCCUCUUACUCUUGAACAAUAAGCUGAGUGCCCUGCCUAGCUGGGCAUUCGCCAAUCUGUCCAGCCUGCAGCGGCUGGACCUAUCCAACAACUUCCUGGACCAGCUGCCCCGUUCCAUUUUCCGGGACCUGACGAAUCUUACAGAGCUGCAGCUGCGCAAUAACAGCAUCAGGACCCUGGACAGGGACCUGCUGCAGCACUCGCCCCUGCUUCGCCACCUGGACCUGUCCAUCAACGGCCUGGCCCAGCUGCCCCCUGGCCUUUUCGAUGGACUCCCGGCUCUGCGCUCCCUAUCACUUCGCUCCAACCGUCUGCAGAACCUGGACCGGCUGACAUUUGAACCCCUCGCAAGCCUGCAGCUGCUGCAGGUUGGGGACAAUCCCUGGGAAUGCGACUGUAACCUACGUGAUUUCAAGCACUGGAUGGAGUGGUUUUCCUACCGAGGGGGGCGCCUGGACCAGCUUGCCUGCACCCUACCUAAGGAACUGAGGGGGAAGGACAUGCGUGUGGUCCCCAUGGAGAUGUUCAACUACUGCUCCCAGCUGGAGGAUGAGAAUAGCUCAGCUGGGCUGGAUAUUCCUGGGCCACCCUGUACCAAGGCAAGCCCUGAACCUGCUAAACCCAAGCCAGGGGCUGAGCCCGAGCCCGAGCCCAGCACUGCUUGCCCCCAGAAGCAGAGGUAUCGGCCGGUGAGCGUGAGGCGGGCCAUCGGCACGGUGAUCAUCGCGGGGGUUGUCUGUGGCAUUGUCUGCAUCAUGAUGGUGGUGGCUGCUGCCUAUGGCUGCAUCUAUGCCUCCCUUAUGGCCAAGUACCACCGGGAGCUCAAGAAGAGGCAGCCCCUAAUGGGGGACCCGGAGGGUGAGCAUGAAGACCAGAAGCAGAUCUCUUCUGUGGCAUGAGAGCCCAGCCCCACUUGGCCUAGGUAGGAUGGGCUGGGAGAGCACGCUGGGGAUUGCUUCAGUAAGGGCUUGCCCUUCCCUCCACCAUAGCCCCCCCCUCCCCUCUCCUCCCCAUCCCUCCAGCAAACAAGCCACAGUGCGGCUGUCUCCAUGAACUUCCAAGUCUCUGCGGAAGCCACACUUGUGCUAAAGGCUCCUGCUCAUGCUCCUUUCUGAGCCACCAAGUCUCUGGAACACCUGGGGGAUCUCCCUAAGCUUCUGGCCAUAGGGAAGAAAGGAUAUGUGUGCAAGUGGAGGCUUCUGGACUCAGUGUUCCCCUGUUGCCCUUCCUGCCCUGGCUGUAGACUGGGUGACUCUCCCUACCUCCUGCUCAUAGCACCUCAUCUGCAUUAGGGGUGGGGAGGAAGUGAUAGGGGGGCCAAGGGUCAACUUCUGUGACCCUCUUCUAAGCCAGGAAUAUAUUUUCAGCUGCCCUUAGUGUCGGAGUUGGGUCCAGCUUUCAACUGCUAGUACUAAUGUACAAUCACACCAGCCAUGGCAUCUGGACCCAGCUCUAAGAAACAUGAUUAUAACACACCCCUCUGCUGAAGCCAUUAGGUCUCUCUAUCUGCUAUAGGCCACACCGACUGCAUUGCUCCUGGAUUCACUUAUCCACUCUCACACACACUCAGCAUCACCAGCACAAUUAUAUCUAUUGGAAAUCUCUCUCUUUCUUGGUCUCUGUCUUGUCUGUCUGUCUCUUUCUCCCUCUUUCUCUCUCUCUCUCACACACAUACACACACAGAAUCACAUGGACACAGGUCAUGAGAACUUGGGCAGUAGAGACAUGUUUCCCCUUGGAUCUCUAGCCCUCAGGCCACAGAACCUUUUGCUUGCUCACCGCAAUCUUCUCAAGUCAACAGGGGGAGAAGCACACACUGACAACACAAGGCUUCCUUUGAGAUCCUCUGAAGUGGGCCAAAGUGGUGCUGCUGGAUGAGACUGCCUGUCACCAUGGUAACCCUCUCACACCUCUCCUGCUGGGUUUUCCAGGGACACCGGCCCAGAGGCCUUGAAGCUACAGCAUGUGUGGAUGGCAGCCUCCCGGGAGCCCAGGCACAUACACCACUGGGCAUUUCUUCAGCGCUAAGGACAUCAUCACUGCCAGGCCCCAUGGGGAUACCCACCAGUUCCACUCCUAUAGCCUGCAGCCCAAGAACCAUUGCUCUGUACCCCUCACCCCUCCAUCUUAAGCAGCUCUAGGCCUGGGACCUUGGGGCGGGGACUGAGUCAUGAUUGGUGGCAUCUUGGGAAAGCAGGUGGCCCUCACCAAAGCUCACUGCCUGCCAGCAUAUUCCAAGCAGGCCCCAGGGGCAGAGAGAGGGCUGCCACAUUCUGCUCAGAAGCAUCAGUUGUGGGGUCCCUUUCCCAGGGUUUUACGUGCUCAGUCUGGCUUUCUGGAGGUUUUAAUUGCACCUGGACUGGGCUCCAAACCAGAGCAUGGGCCAGGGGGCCUGUUUGUUACUAGCAGCCUACACAAAAGGGGCGGCAGGUGAGAAGAUGGCUGUAUGGGGUUUGGGGGUCACUAGUCCCCUCUUGUAGGUCUGUGCCCUCCUGCAAGUCUGAUCUCAGAUGAGUACUAGGUCUCCCUCUGCUGGACACAAGUUUUCCAAGGCUUUUGGAGGGUCGGGAGGCAUCAGGCUGGUUUCUGGCUCCAAGACAGGAGUCUUGGUGGUGGCCUGGGAAGAGGCCACUGGAACACUGAGGUCAAGGGUCUGAAGAGGAACAGGGAAGGACAGGGCAUGUCCACCUUGCCUUGCACCCCUCGAUCCUUCCACCUCAUAGAGGACCAUGGUAGGUGAAGGAUGUUGUGGGGGAAGGCAGGGAAUGCCGCUUAGCAGGCUGCUAAACAUGUCUCCUGAGGCUGGGGGCACAGUCUUCCUUCUUCCCAGCUAAUACCAGAUCUAGGCAUUUUCUAAGGGAAAGAGAGGGGAGGGGUGGGUGUUGUCAAUUGUGGUACCUUCAGCCAGAGACAGAAGAUUUUUAAAGGCAAAAUUAUAUUUCUGGUUUGUUGUUUCAGAAGAACAAUAAAGACUGUAUUUUCCUACGUA